Messenger RNA from Rhincodon typus (whale shark), 6437 nucleotides. It is a transcript of the gene ift54, whose product is annotated as TNF receptor-associated factor 3 interacting protein 1. Gene Ontology annotation, cellular component: axoneme; ciliary basal body; intraciliary transport particle B. The transcript is spliced from 16 exons. Gene Ontology annotation, molecular function: microtubule binding. Lineage: Eukaryota; Metazoa; Chordata; Chondrichthyes; Orectolobiformes; Rhincodontidae. Gene Ontology annotation, biological process: regulation of microtubule cytoskeleton organization; cilium assembly; intraciliary transport. The record is from RefSeq and is a predicted model, not a curated record. The coding region runs from base 99 to 2099 and encodes 666 amino acids.
CGCGCGCCGCGGCGGUUGGUGGAGAGGGUCCGAGAACGGCCUGGGCGAAGUGAUCGGCGGAUGUUUAUCCCGACCCAGGGAAGGAGAUAGCCAGCGCAAUGAGCAGCCCGUUCGUCAGACGGACCCAGGACACCCUGGGAAAAGUGAUCAAGAAGCCGCCACUGACCGACAAGCUGCUCAGCAAGCCGCCUUUCCGCUAUCUGCACGAUAUCUUCACCGAGGUGAUAAGGACCACUGGAUUUUUGAAAGGACUGUAUACAGAGUUUGAGUUGAAAUCUGAUAAUGUUAAGGAUAAAGAUGCUAAAAUUGCAUUCUUGCAGAAGGCUAUUGAUGUCGUGAUGAUGGUUUCUGGUGAUUCUUUGUCUGUGAAACCUGCACGUGUUGUGGCUGGUCAUGAACCUGAGAAAACAAAUGAACUCUUGCAAACUAUUGCAAAAUGUUGUCUUACUAAGCUGUCCAGUGAUGAUUCUGUGAGGAAGGUCCUUGCUGGUGAAAAGGUAGAUCUUAAAUCAAAAGGACUGCCCAGUUCCAAGUCACAGGGCAAAGAAAACAGAGAGAAAAAAGAUGAUGAGCGAAAGAGGCAGAAGGACAAAGAACAAGAGGAAAGGAAUGAGAAUGGAAUUAAGCACACCAGCGGAGAUCGAAAAGAAAAGGAACAUGGGAAACCAAUGGACAAAGAAAGGGACCGACACAAAGAUGGUGAUAGACGAGAAAAAGUAAAGGAUCAAGAAAAGGACCGAGCAAGAACGAAAGAGAGAGAUGAGGAAAACCACAAGAAUCGAGGGGAUGGAGAAAAAGUGGAAAAGGACAAGAACCGAGAAGGAGAAAAAAUGGAAAAAGACAAAAUUAGAGGAGAUGGAGAAAAGGACAAAGAGCGAAGCAAAGAAAGGGAAAGAAAUAGAGAAAAAGUGAGAGAAAAAAGACAGCGAGACAAGGAGCGUGAGCAUUUGAAAGACCAAAGUAGAGAUCAAGAAGUAGAAAGGGAAAAAGCCAAAGAACAGGAAAAAUCUGAUAGAAGGCCUAAAGUUGCAGCAGAGGAAAAACCCUACAAGCAGCCUCCAGAGAUGAAGAAAGACAACAAAAUUGAUGUAGACCAAGAGGCUGAGAGCCCGGUGAGGAUACCCAGACCUUCAUCAGCAAAAGGGCAAAGAAGAAAACCAAAAUCAGGAGUUGAAGAGGAAGAAAGAGAAUCUAAAACAUCAGUUAGUCAGCAAGACGUGUUAGAGCAAAAACCUGAGAAAGAGACCAUUAUAAACCAGCUAGAUGAGUCAGAUGCCGAAGGGGAACUUGAAGCUGCCCACACUUCCAUUGAGAAGAAACAUACAGCAGAAGUGAAUGGAGAGAUUCUUGAUGAGCUUUCCACUCAAGUUGUGCAAAGCAAACGAAUACCUCGCCCAGGCAGUGCAAGACCAGCACCUCCCAGAGUAAAGAAGCAGGAAGGUCCAGACUCCCCUGCAGAAAGAAUUGGUAGUGCAAAACCUGUCUCUAAUUUAAUAGUGGAUAAAGGAAAGAAUGUUGAAGAAGAAGAAGAUGAUGAACAGUUUGUGGUGGAAGAAGCAGUCUCUCAGCUGCCAGAUAUGCCUGAGAUGGAACCUGCUACAGUGGUGGAAUUGCAAGGCAGUGAAGACCAUGGUGUGCUUGUCAGGAAGAUUUUAGAAACAAAGAAGGACUAUGAAUCUUCUAAGUCUGCAACAAAAUCCAAAGACCAGGAGAAAACCAUCAUCUCUGAAACAGCAAAAAAGAAGGAAAGGGAACUUGUGGCCAAGGAAAUAGAGAAACUACGUACAUCCAUUCAGACCCUGUGCCGUAGUGCCUUGCCUCUGGGAAAAAUAAUGGACUACAUACAGGAAGACAUGGACUCCAUGCAGAAUGAAUUGUCAAUGUGGCGCAAAGAAAACAAGAAGCAUGCAGAGUCUCUUCUAAGAGAACAAAGCAUCACAGACACAGCUGUGGAGCCGUUAAAGACUGAACUUGCUGAACUGGAGCAAUUGAUCAAGGAUCAGCAGGAUAAGAAUUGUGCUGUCAAGGCAAAUAUACUGAAAAAUGAGGAUAAGAUCCAGAAGAUGAUCUCAAGUAUUAACUUCUCUGCAAGAUCAUGAGGGAGGAAAGGCUGUUUCACAGUCAGUACAGCAACCAGUAAUGCAGUUCAGCAAAUAAGGUGAAGAAAUGAAAGGGAGGAGGGAUCUUGUAUGACAACAGGCUGACAAAUAAUGUGUACAUGGAUUUUAAAAAAAGCAUUUCUCUGCAUUCCCAUGUGUCAAAUUAGUUGCAUUCCACCAGAGAGCGUAUUAUCUUGCAUAGUUUGGAGAUAACAAAUAUGUACAUCAAAUAAAAAGCAAUGUUUAAAAAUAGCCUGCAGUUCUGAAAGCAGGAUUUGUACCAUUUUCUUUUGUGCUUGCCUUCUUUGGGCUUAAAUUCUUGAAAGUGAUUUUAGCAAAAUAGUCAAUGUGAAUAAAAAGCAGGAUGGUAAAAUUAUUGAUUGGAGGAAUUUUGCUCCCUUUUAUGUUUAACUGAUGGUUACUCUUCCCAUUAAUAUCUGAAUGUGUUCAGCUAAGCUACAGUGUUCUCUGCAGGAAUAGAUAUCUUUGUGGCACCAAGGUAAUAGAACAGUCCAACAUCCUCGCCAUUUCCCAUGAUGCUAGACAACAUUUGUGCUUGAUGCUAAGAUGAGACAACUUGUGUUCAUCUUUACCGAUUAAAGCUGAUGAACUAGGCCCCCUGAAUGUAGGAUGUUUUUCAUCUACAGAUAUGAAAACCUUUAUAAAGAAAGUAAUUAGAUACCCAGGAUCCUUUGCUGUAUCGUAUUGAAAAAUGACACAAGGGAGUGAAUUUUCCUGUAAGUUAUAGUUUAGGUUUUGCUAAUAAUGGCAAUACCUGUCACAGUUUUGAUGUACCUUUGGGUUCUAAUGUACAAAUAAUGUAAAUGGAGCACUUUAACAGUUUGCAUUACAAUAGUAGAUGCUUGAAGUGGAACUAGUAGCAUGGUCUGGGUGAUCAGAACUUUGUCACUAUGAUUUAAAGUGUUACAUCAUUACUUCAAUCAGAUCAUCAAGAAAUACCUGUUUUCUUCUAGUAAGAGGCUAACUGUAAUUGGCUAUGGAGUUAUGAUGAGUUACAUGUAUAACCAUCUUCUAUUGCUUGCAAGAUAUCAUAAAUGCAGGCAAACUCUACUCCUAGCCACGUGCUGAUAAAAAUACAAGAAUUCUUCAUAUUUCUGUGAAGCAGAUGAAGUAAGGCAACUUGGUAAAUGAAAGUAGUUCCAUUGCAUUUACAUUGGUAUAAGUAAAUGGCUUCAUUAAAUAGUGAAAUAGAUUGUUGCUCGCUUGCAUUAUAGCACAACCCUACUCAAUGCACGCUGGAUGAAAACGUUGCCCUUCAUUAACCAUACUCAAAUACACUGAAGUACUGAGCACUGUUUGGGAGCUUUAAUUGCUGAAAUUUUGCCCCUUGAUUUGCAGAACUUGAAUAUACCUUGUUGAUAGAAGGCAUGAUAUAUUCUCAGUCACAUCUUUUGCUAUAAAAGCAAUAACUGAUGACUCGCAUCCUUACUGCAGAUAAUUUGUGUAUUAGACAUGGGAUGGUUGAGAAAUAAGGAUUACAAUGAGACUGAAAGCUAAAUUUGGAAUUGUUGUGAUAUUCUUCUAAAUGAAAAUCUGGGUCUAUUUUUACUUUCGAAGUGAACAUGUUAAAAAAAAAAAAAAAAAUUCUGUUCUGAUAGUUACCACAAAUUUCCUUCACAUUCCCAACCAACACCUGGUGUAUGUCAAGAAAAUGUACAUUGAAGUUACGCUUGAUCCUUUUUCAUGCUAACAGUGGUAUUUUGAAUGGGAUGAGAAUGUUAGGACAUCACAUAGCAGCGGUGCCAAGGACUUUACUACUUAAAAGCAAAAAUCUUGUUGAUCUAUUUGAAAAAUAAAUUGUUAUCUUAAGUAUUUGCACACCUAACCAGGCCCCUACUAUUUAUUAUCAAAUACUUGCCAAUAGCUUAUUCUAUUGGAUCGCCUUGAGUCAUACCCAGUUUUGCCAAUGAAGAUUAGACAUCGUCUCAAACAGAAAUGCAUUAUUGUAAGCUGUUUGUAUCCAGAGCAAUUCAAUUGAUUUUAUAGCUGAACUGAGUAGAAAUGUUGCAAAGGACCAUUUUAACCCUGAAACAUUCCAAGCCAACAAUAAGAACUCUAAAAAUCAACAUUUUUUUUUUAAAGCCGUGUUGAGAUCUAACUAUUCCAUUUAAACAUAGAUAAAGCUUGAAAGAUACUUUCUGUCCCUGGUUGGAAAACAAGUGCUUUCAACAAGGCUGUCUUACUUUGGGUUUUGUGUGUGCAUUGUAUGUAUUCUUUGUGACAGUGACGCACUUUGUGCAAUUCACCUUUAGGUUAAUUGACCAAAUCUCUAUGUACAUCACUGCCUUGGAACAACAUCUGUGUAAGAAUUGAAAAGAAAAUCUGGCCAGUAAUUAUGACCCAUUUGCACAAGUAAACCUCUCUAGUCAAAGACAGAAGGUGCAUUUCAGUCAUUAGAUGACUUGAAAUCUGGUAAUUUGCAACUUUUUAUUCCCUAUUCUUUAAAAUCUCCUUUACUUCAUAAAGGCCAGAGAAAACUAUUUGACCUUUUGAGCCUGCUCUGUAGCUCAGCAAUAUUAUGGCUGGAACCCUACCUCAACUCCAUUUUCUUGCACCAUUCCAAUUCCUAUUAAUUCCCUGAGUACUCAAAAAUCUCGUGACUUGUCUUAAAUAUUCUGAAAAACUAAGCAAUCUAGAUUGAGAAUUCAUAAUCUUCACAACUCUUUGAGUAAAGAAAUGUCUCUUUAUCUUGCUCUUAAUUAGCUGAUCCUUUAUUCUGAUCCUGUGAUCUCCAUAUUCAAGACUCCCUAGCUGUGGAAAAUACUUUCUCAACAUCCACUCUGCCAAGCCUUUGAAAAAUUCUGUUUUAUUUAGUUCACCUCUUUUCCCCUUCUAAACUUUAAAAUGAAAUAGAAGCCUGGACAACUUGCUAUUUUCCUGUGAGGAAAAUCAUCUCGCCAUAGGAACCAAUGUUGUGACCAAUCAUUGCACACCUGGGAUGGAGGGCAAUAAAAGAAACAAAUGUGGCUAAUAAGGAGACCAAAACUGCACGUUAUUUUUGGUAUGACCCUACCAAUGCCUUGUAUGGUAGUGAGGCUUAUUUACUUCACACAUUUUAUAAAUAUAUUAUCAACAUGAAGGAACUUAAACAACUUUACCGAUCCUUUUCAGAAAAGAUUUCUUAUGGUUAAGAGAACACUCAUUCUGGACAUCCAUGCCAUUCAUAUGUGGUGUGGUCAUUUUUCUGUAAACUUACUUGAAGAUAUUGUUUCUUCACUUCCUCACUGGUGUCAAAUUGCAGUUUAAAACAAGCUGUGCAAUAUGUUAACUAUGAUGAUUCCCGAAGAUUUUUAAAACAAAAUCUAUUGGUAUUAUUCCACUGCCUCUGUCUGCUCUAAUGAAUUGCCUUUUUGUUUCCACUGUACUUUUAAAAUUGUACAAAAUUGGAGCAACUGUUUAAAUUUAAGCUUUAAUAGCUUGUUUGAAAUACUCAUUUAGACUUUUACAUGAAAAAUGACAAGUUGGGCGGAGUAUUUGCGCCUUUGGAAGGGGGAAUAAACAAACUUAAAAAUAAUCUGUCCUUUAUUAAACUCUUAAUAGUUAUCCAUUUUUAAACUAGAGCAAGAUGUACAUUUUGAAGAAUUAUUUGGGGUCAAUGAUGGGAAAAGAGAGUAUUUCUAUGGCUUCAAAUUAGGGUUUUACAGCGUUUGGUGCAAAUAGCACAUUUUAAAGAUUUUUGUUUAAUCUCCUGAAGUAGCAGUUUCCAGGUUAAAAUAACAAUUUUAUGUCUGAAAAUUGAGGUCUACAUCCCUUCUCAACCGCCAAAAAAAAGUAUGUAACCAUAAGUAAUUUCUACAACAUGUGUGAAAUAGUCGCGUGUUCUUGCUCAUAACUGAACAGGUGUGCUAUAUUUAUUUCCAAAUUGGUACAGUACAAACAUUGAGUGAUUUGUGUUAAAACAAUGAUUGGCAUGUCUCUAAAGAUGAAUUAAUGAUAGCGUGAUUUUUUUACCUCAAGACGUGUAUUCAGAUGAUGGUUGGUUUCCAGUACUUUCAAGGUGAUUGGAAGAUAAACGGAACUUUAAACAAUACUUGGUAAUUAAACAGAGUAACACAAUUCCCGCUCCAACUGAACAAAGUCACUGACUUUGCAGCCAACAUUCUCAGCUGAGCUACUGAUCAUUGCUAGUUUGCAGUAACACAAGUUUGGAUUACGCAUUAGCUUGAUCUGUUACAUGAAAUGCUUUACAGAACUUCAUGUGUUCAAUGUAGUGUUAACUCUAUUGUACAUUUGUAUAAAUUUUGUCCACUGUAACAUAGUUAAAAAUUAAUUUUGUAGUGGAGUGAAAUAAAAUGUGUGCCUUUAAACCCCUGAAAA